CCCACCGCGUCCUCCAUGGCUUCCUCGGAAGAUGCAGAAAAAUGCCUGCUGCACAGAGGCAGAUCUCAGAGCGACCCGAACAUCCUGAGCGAGUCCGGGAUGGAUUCUGCACACAGCUCAGAUACCAUAGAGCAGGAGAGGGUGCUGCGGUCCAGCUGCCUGGUCAGCGGGGUGCACACUCCCCCCAUCCGGCGUCACAGCAAGCUGGCCACUCUUGGCCGCCUCUUUCGGCCUUGGAAAUGGAGAAAAAAGAAGAACGACAAAAUGAAGCAAAGCUCUACAGAUGUGGCCCUUGCCUGUGGCCUCCACUCUCUGGAUUCCAGCUCUCACAUUCAGAGUGUGUCGAGUUCAGAGCUCCGGUUACCUGGCUCCCAUGGGCCCAUCCUCAGCAUCAGCAGCAUGGAGUAUCUCAGCUCAGAACAUGAACAUUUACCUACUGAGGACAACGAAACGACAGAAGAACCCAACAGAAACGAGGCAGAGGAGGUCAAGGAGGAGGACGCCACUUCAGCAGAUAACCCAGAUGGUAUAGAUGCUAACACAGAGAAAACAGAGGAAGAUGAUGAGGAAGAGUCACAAAGAGAAUCUCCGUUGGGCAACCACUGUGCUCUGGUUCCUCAGCUCAGCUGUGACGAAGAUCCUGCUAAAAUCCCUGUCCCAGUGGUACCCCAGUCUAACUCAUUCCUUCCCAAAGACGUGCCUAGGGUUCCAGACGGGCCAUGUUCUGUUUUUUUCCGAGGGUCAUUCACCAAUACAGUGAGCUCGCCUCAUAUAGGUACCUUACAUCCCCCACUGCCCCCUAGUAGCAUCAUUGAGGAACUCCAUCGUGCACUGGCAACAAAGCUUCGGCAAGAUAAUACGAAGCGAGAGCCAAGUGGAGAGGUGGAGAACAGGAAGGAGGCUGAGGAGAAUAAGGAAAAUGUGAGACAAAGCAACUGCUUCACAGACGCCUCAGGAAUUAUAUACGACAUGGACAGCUGGAAUGAAUCUGUUAUCUCUGGCACAUUGCCACGUCGCAUGAGAAAGGAGCUGCUGGCUGUGAAGCUGCGGAAUCGGCCCAGCAAACAGGAGCUGGAGGACAGGAACAUCUUCCCUGUGCGCAGCGACCAGGAGAGACAAGAAAUCCGGCAACAGAUCGAAAUGAAGCUCGCCAAGAGACUCAGUCAGCGGCCGGCCGUUGAGGAGCUGGAGGGUCGAAACAUCUUAAAACAGCGAAAUGACCAGACAGAGCAGGAGGAAAGGAGAGAAAUAAAGCAGAGACUUAACAGAAAGCUCAAUCAACGACCGACGGUUGAUGAACUGCGAGAAAGAAAGAUCCUUAUCCGUUUUAGUGAUUAUGUGGAAGUGGCCAAAGCGCAAGAUUAUGACAGGAGAGCAGACAAACCCUGGACUAGACUGUCUGCAGCUGACAAGGCAGCCAUCCGGAAAGAGCUGAACGAGUUUAAAAGCACGGAGAUGGAAGUGCAUGCAUCAAGCAAGCACCUAACGAGGUUUCACAGGCCCUAGAUUUUCUUCUGUGAAGAAAAGUUAAAAUAGAAAUACAAUGACAAAAUCCUGGAGAUGAUGUCAUUCGUGGGAAGUCCUUAUUCUUCCAGCGUUCCCAGUGCUGGGUGCGGUUUGUGAUGGAAGCUUCGAUGGCAAAAGACACAGCACCUUGAGGAGAGAACAGCAGUAGUGGACAGCUCCGCUCUGGGUUUGGAGAAACUGAGCCGUGAUCAAGGAUUUGUCUUAAAAGCUAAGACUGCUAAAAAGAAGUCAAGACUGAGUAAAAGUUUGUGUGCAUGUUAGAUCUACUUUAAAGGAUGGUGGAAACAAGUGAAAAGGUGGUGAGCCUAGUAAUCCUGAGUUUCAUAUCAGUUGUACAAAGUAACAGUCUCAACAGGGUUAUGUCAUUAAUAUUGGGGGUAAGAAAAGGAGAAAACUGUAAGUUGUUUGUUUUUGGAAUACAUUUAUAAGUGCUGUCUUAUCUUCAAUAUUGAGGGUCCCAAAGUCAAUGACUUACCAAGAAGG
Molecule: messenger RNA, 2010 nt
Organism: Trichomycterus rosablanca
Lineage: Eukaryota; Metazoa; Chordata; Actinopteri; Siluriformes; Trichomycteridae
Gene: phactr3a
Product: phosphatase and actin regulator 3a
Exons: 12
Coding region: 16-1506 (496 amino acids)
Biological process (GO): actin cytoskeleton organization
Molecular function (GO): actin binding
Source: RefSeq, a predicted model, not a curated record